AUCAACAAGUUUCACAUUCGCAACUGCUUCAGUUGAAUGGCUGAUGACUUACCACUCAUCUCUGUAUCUUCAAUCUGGUGUACUGACCACAGCAUGAAAGUAUGGCCGGCAUACAAUCCUCACUAAUAUGGAUCGUCUAUGCGAUCGUCGUCGCGAUUCUGUUUGCUGUCGCCUCCAUCUUCAUCUAUAUUUACCAAACACCUCGGGAUCGAUCACCGCUCGUAACAAUAGUCUCUAUCAUCACAAUCACAGCUCUCCUUGCGACUGUACUAUUACAACCAGUUGAUGUCGCCCUCAUAUCCUCGACGACUUCUUCCAAGCUCGGCCGCCGCAAGGAUUGGGCUUCGCAGGAUGAGGUGGAUAAAAUAGUUUUCUCAUUGAGAGUGGUGUAUUACCUACUCUACUCAUUGGAUGCGGUGCUGUGCUUGUUGGUUGUGCCGUUUACCUAUUUCUGGUACGAGGAAUAUGAUGAAGUUGCUGUGCAAGAAGGGGAGCAGACAUUUGGGAAACGGUUUUGGAAUGCUUUCAAGUAUACGAUUGCCUUCAUCUUUCUUGCUGUCAUUCUUUUCCUUGCUGGAUUUUUCAUUCCGAUUCGAGGCAUAUCGGAGGACAAGGAUUUGGAUUUCUUCAAAAAACUGUUGACUGAGAAUCAUGGCGAAAGAGCGCUCACCUUCGCUUUGGGCAUACUCCUCACGCUGGGAACAUGUCUUUACGUCGUUUAUACUUCAACCGGUUUUGCAUUCUUGCCCAUCACACUUAUCAAGACUGCGCCCUCGAUCUCGAACCCUACACUAAAAGCAAAUACCGCAUCGCAACUCGAGAGCAACCGCGAACGUCAACGCCAAUUGAAUGCCCGCUGUGGCGGAGAUACAGAUCAAUUGUCAUCCAAAGACCGCAGGGAAUUUGAUCAAUUAGUCCGGGAGGAAAGAACACUUAUCCGAAGGCAACGCUUGAUUGAAGAAGCACAGGGCGAAGGACGCAGCUGGUUGAUUCAAGCAUGGUUCAAAAUAGAAGCGGUAUUCAGGCCUUUCAAGCUUCUCGGAGGAAUUCUGCUUCUUAUCGUCGCCAUCUUCAUCUGGGUCUCUAUGCUGCUCACCGCAAUCGACAAGGCGAACAACUCCGUCUGCAAGCAUAACUGCGGAUACAUCCUGGGACAUAUUAAUGUCUUCAAUCCCAUCAACUGGAUCUUCGUGCAAUCCGCGCGCGUCUUUCCGGUGGACUACGUUUUAUUCGCAUUGAUUGUUUUGCUAUUCUUCAGUAGCUCCGUCGUCGGUAUAGCGACAGUGGGCAUUCGCUUCCUCUGGAUCAGAAUCUUUCAAAUCCGUAAAGGUCAUACUUCACCACAAGCGCUUUUAUUAGCGACCGUGAUGUUGACAUUGAUCACACUUGCGUUAAACUAUGCCAUGUCAAUGAUUGUCGCCCCUCAAUACGCUACUUUUGGACCACAGACAUUCUGCGAUAAACCAAUUAACCAUCCCGGCGCACAAGCCGAUUGCUCUGACGACAAGGACAAGGAUCUUAUCAAGCCAUGUACAGAAUUGGCUGAUAACCCAGCUGCCAAAGAGGUCUGCACCCCAAGUGUGGUCAGCACAUUCUUCAACAGAGUCACGUUGAACUUUCCAUAUUUCGGUGUCAUUAUUUUCUGGGCUCAAUUCGUUUUCCUAGGUUUAUAUUUGAUCAUCCUUGUAACUUCCUUAUUCCGUACACCGAAACUCGACGAACAUCAAAUCGAUGAAGAUGCCGAGGAAGCCGAAGAGGAAGGAUUGCUAGCUAGUACGGGUCGACGAUUCAAUGCGACGUGGCAAGAUAUUCGAGGAGAGGAAUCCGCCUAGCUCUGAUUUUAUAUCAUGAAGUGUAUGAUUUUUGGUCCUGGGAAUUUUGGUGUUUUAUGGAUGCACAGUUUAUAGGUUAUGCAUAGGGUUUGAUUAUAUAUUGUCCACAGAUCGUUCAAUUCUUCAUUAUGAAAUACAUAUUAUCACUGAUCACGAAGACCGCUCAUAUUUCACAGCUUUGUGCCCUGAAUCACCUCCAUCAUCCAUAUGCAUCUCCCACCAACAUCGAACACAAAACAACUGAUCCCCUUCACAAUCCAAACAUUUCAUCUUUGCAGUAUCGUAGCAUAUACAACAGCAAUCGGGAGAUUCAUCAUCCUUUCUGGCAGAUUCGCCAGGUCGAGUAUCUGGAGCUGAUGGGAGAGACAGCGCUGCUAGACGCGAAGAUAAAUCAUCGUCAUUCUCCUCGACCUCAAACCCCGUAGGGGAGGUGCUGUUGUUAUCUUUGCCUGGUGAUG
Molecule: messenger RNA, 2290 nt
Organism: Talaromyces stipitatus ATCC 10500
Lineage: Eukaryota; Fungi; Ascomycota; Eurotiomycetes; Eurotiales; Trichocomaceae
Product: LMBR1 domain protein, putative
Exons: 3
Coding region: 102-1832 (576 amino acids)
Biological process (GO): protein localization to vacuole
Cellular component (GO): vacuolar membrane
Source: RefSeq, a predicted model, not a curated record